Molecule: messenger RNA, 744 nt
Organism: Lecanosticta acicola
Lineage: Eukaryota; Fungi; Ascomycota; Dothideomycetes; Mycosphaerellales; Mycosphaerellaceae
Source: the annotation of a GenBank genome assembly
AUGGCUCGAAUAACACCCUCGUUGCCGCUCAAGUCGCGCCUCAGUCCACAAGCCUUUCAGCUCCAAACCCGCAAUACCUCGCGCCGUACAUUCGCAUCUACUUGCAUUCGCCGCGAUCAAGAAGAGCGCACUCCUGAAACCCUAAAGACGCCGCGACCAGAGAGGAAGAAACCUCUUAGCCGAGCGCAAAAGCAAUUCCUGGACUCAGCACUCCGAGUCAACCAUGCGGGCGAAUUGGCGGCGACAUUGAUUUACACCUCUCAAACACCGCCCAUCACCAAGGCCUACCCUCAUCUAAGACCUCUGAUGAAGCACAUGUACGAUCAAGAAGCAGGACACUUCAGCAAAUUCAAUGAAAUGCUGGCGAAACACCGCAUACGACCCACUGCAAUGUAUCCAGUCUGGCAUGCAGCUGCUACGCUCUUGGGGUGGAGCACGGGAGCGAUGGGGCGAGAAGCGGCAAUGGCAUGCACGGAAGCCGUGGAGACGGAGAUUGGAGAUCAUUACAAUAAUCAGGUGCGGGAGCUGUUGUCCUGGUUCAAGGACAUGGAGGAACGCGGGGAGGAGCCUGGCGAGGAACUCAGAGCGCUGGUACAGGACAUUCGCAGAAUACGUGACGAGGAAUUGGAGCAUCUGGACCAUGCAGUGGAGAAUGAUGCCAAGGAGGCGAAUCCGUACGAGUUAUUGACGGGCAUCAUUCGAGGCGGAUGUCGCGGGGCGAUCUGGCUCAGCGAGCGAGUGUAG